AAUAGGCCCAAUCGCCCAAACGAUCCUAUAAGUAUGUGUACAUCAAAAGGGUAGGGUUUCUCCCUAAAUUUGACUCCUUUAUCCCUUCUCAAUCAUUCAAUCACAGCCGUUAAUCCAAUCCCAUCAUCAUCAUGACCGGCAAGGCGAAGCCUAAGAAGCACACGGCGAAGGAGAUAGCCAUGAAGUUGGACGCAGCAACCACUAACCGCGGUGGGGGCAAGGCGGGGAUGGCCGAUAGGACAGGUGUUGAGAAGGGGGGGCACGCCAAGUUCGAAUGCCCCCACUGCAAAACGAUGGCGCCUGAUAUCAAGUCUAUGCAGAUUCAUCACGAUGCUCGUCACCCGAAGAUCCCCUUUGAAGAAGAAAAGCUGGUUAAUCUUCACGCCAGCCGCGUGACGGAGACUUCGAAACCUAAGCCUGGUGUCCGGGGGAGCCUCAAGAAGUGAAAGAGAGCCGGAAUAAGAUGCGGGUUGUUUAGAUUUCAUGUUGUUGUGGAUUUUUAGUUUUGAUGAUAAUGAAUGACUGUAUAUUAUCUUAUGAUGAUGAUGAUGAUGAUGAUGAGACUAUGUUUGAUUGUUGUGUUGGAAGUAUUAAAUCUAUGCUUUUCAAUCA
Molecule: messenger RNA, 612 nt
Organism: Mangifera indica (mango)
Lineage: Eukaryota; Viridiplantae; Streptophyta; Magnoliopsida; Sapindales; Anacardiaceae
Product: protein METHYLENE BLUE SENSITIVITY 1-like
Exons: 1
Coding region: 132-446 (104 amino acids)
Source: RefSeq, a predicted model, not a curated record